CUGAACGGCUCAUAACGCGAUAUGGACUGAAUGAAAAUCGCAGUGACCAGCGGCUUCACCGGCGGCGAGGGGAGGCAUCACCGGUGACCGGUGAAAACCACCGGCGUUACUAAGCAAACAACGAAUUAGGUUCUUCUUAAUCUGCGGCAAUGUUGGACCUGAGUGCGGGAUGGAACCUGUCGUUCGCCGGUUGCGGGUUUUUAGGGAUUUACCACCUCGGUGUGUCCAGCUGCCUCCUGGAGCGCGCGCCGUACCUCGUCCACCGAGCCAACAAGAUCUACGGAGCUUCAGCUGGAGCUCUUAAUGCAGCUGUCCUCACCAGCGGAUUAUGCUUAGAAAAAUGUUGUGGGAAUGUGAUCGAUGUUGCUAAGGAGGCCCGGAAGCGCAACCUUGGUCCUCUGCAUCCCACGUUCAACCUGGUGAAAGUGCUGCGCUUGGGCCUGCAGAGAGACCUGCCUGAAAACGCACACACACUGGUCAGCGGCAGACUGUGUGUGUCUCUCACACGCGUCAGUGACGGCGAGAACGUCCUGGUCUCUGACUUCAGCUCCAAAGAUGAGCUCAUUCAGGCCCUCAUCUGUAGCAGCUUCAUCCCAGUCUUUUGUGGUUUGUUUCCUCCUGCUUUCCGUGGAGUCAGGUAUGUUGAUGGUGGGAUGAGCAAUAAUCUGCCCCAGUCAGAGCUGAAGAACACCAUCUCCAUCUCACCGUUCUCUGGAGAAAGUGACAUCUGCCCCAAGGACAAUUCUAGCAGCUUCCAUGAGCUGCGAUUCACCAACACCAGCAUUCAGGUCACUUGGGGAAACGUGUGCAGGCUCAGUAAAGUGUUUUUCCCUCCCGAGCCUAAGGUAAUGGCAGAGAUGUGUCAGCAGGGCUAUAAAGAUGCGCUACGAUUCCUCGAGGAAAACAAUCUGCUACAUGCUGAAAGUCCAAAAGUGGAUGUGGCCCUGACGCCGGACACGCCCACCUGCUGCUGUGUCACCGAGUCGUCACGGGACUGGAUGCUGCGAAGACUCCGCCUCCUAGGGGAUCACCACUGGUGGUUGGACAAGCAGCAUGUCAAUUACCUGCCCACGCCUAUUAAGAAAGUUUUCUGUGACGCGUGUAAAGAGAAGCAUGGCGUAAUGGCUCAGAUCACCGGUCUGUUGCCGGUCCGUAUGGCUUCCUACAUGCUGAUGCCCUACACGCUGCCGGUAGAGUCGGCGUACUCCGCAGUUCAGAGGUUUGUGGAAUGGAUUCCAGAGGUUCCAGCUGAUGCACGCUGGCUAUUUGAGAUAGCAGGAAGUGUUUACAGACAAGCCUGGAAAGGAGAAUCCUCAAAUAGCGGUUUUGCAUUGCGCCGGUGUGUAAGUGGACCACCUUCACUGGACCUACACACUCGUGACAUGGAGCACAGCAGACAUGCCGCUUUUUCUGCUGCUGAUCUACGUAAUUACAGCUGGGAUUAUUCCGAAAUCCCUGAGGUCCCCAAGAGUCUGUGUACAUCUCCUGAACGGAUUAGCAUGUUUGUUGGCUCACAGGACAAUUCCGAGAGCUGAAUACAGCAAGACGUGGACACAUAUCCAAGUCUAAAAAAAUUAGUGUUUCACACACCAUAAAUGUGUGUAUGUGUGUGUGUAUGUGUGUGAGAGAGAGAGCGAGAUGACAAGGUUUUAAUUGUGGACUUUUCUUUUUUUAUUCCACUUUUUCUAUUCACCAUCUCUAACUGGAAACACCAGUCUAAGCUGAAAAGUGCACUUUAAACUAAAGUACAACAAAAAUGUCCAUUUAAAAUAAUUAAUAACUAUUAGCAGAAUGGUAGCAUUUAUAUAAUAAAAACAAAAAAAGCUACAUGAUGUCAUGAAGCUUGUUUUUAAAUAAUGGUGGCUGUGUCAUUUCUCCAUGAACCUCAAAAGAGAAAAGAAGCAACCGGUUUGAUCUCAACAGAUAUAAAAUGUUGCGUAAAAAAUGUUGUAGAAAAAUAAAUUAAUGAUUUCUGUGAAACCUGAUUGUGAUAAUGUGAGUAAAUAAAAGAAAGUAUAAUUUCAA
This is a messenger RNA of Hemibagrus wyckioides, 2025 nucleotides long. It is a transcript of the gene pnpla3, whose product is annotated as patatin-like phospholipase domain containing 3. The transcript is spliced from 9 exons. The record is from RefSeq and is a predicted model, not a curated record. Gene Ontology annotation, biological process: positive regulation of triglyceride catabolic process; triglyceride catabolic process; lipid homeostasis. NCBI's taxonomy places the organism in Eukaryota, Metazoa, Chordata, Actinopteri, Siluriformes, Bagridae. Gene Ontology annotation, cellular component: cytoplasm; membrane; lipid droplet. Bases 150 to 1535 code for a protein of 461 amino acids. Gene Ontology annotation, molecular function: triacylglycerol lipase activity.